Entamoeba nuttalli P19 is the source of this 1026-nucleotide messenger RNA. Its product is annotated as UDP-glucose 4-epimerase. Gene Ontology annotation, cellular component: cytosol. The coding region runs from base 1 to 1026 and encodes 341 amino acids. Gene Ontology annotation, biological process: beta-D-galactose catabolic process via UDP-galactose, Leloir pathway. Gene Ontology annotation, molecular function: UDP-glucose 4-epimerase activity. The transcript has a single exon. NCBI's taxonomy places the organism in Eukaryota, Evosea, Mastigamoebida, Endamoebidae. The record is from RefSeq and is a predicted model, not a curated record.
AUGGCACCUACUGCUCUUGUUACAGGAGGAACUGGAUUUAUUGGAAGUCAUACUGUUGUUGAACUUAUUGAAAUUGGAUAUGAUGUUGUUAUUAUUGAUAAUUUAACUAACUCACAUGAAACAGUUAUAUCACAUAUUCUUCAAAUUACAAAAGCUGAUCCCAAAAGAAUUACAUUUUAUAAAGCUGAUUUACUCAAUAUUGAAGAAAUUGAUCAAAUAUUAAAUAAACACACCAUUGAUUUUGUUAUUCACUUUGCUGCAUUAAAAGCAGUUGGAGAAUCUGUUUCUAAACCAAUUGAAUAUUAUAGAAAUAAUUUGAAUGGUGUUUUGAAUUUAUUAGACUCGAUGCAAAGACACAACAUUUGGAGAAUUAUUUUCUCUUCUUCAGCAACUGUUUAUGGAGAACCUGAAGUUAUGCCAGUGAAAGAAACAACACCUUUACAAAAGCCAUCAAAUCCAUAUGGUCAAACUAAAGCAAUGACUGAACAAAUUUUAACUGACUUUAGUAAAGCACAUAAAGAGGCAUCAGUAAUUUUAUUAAGAUAUUUUAAUCCAAUAGGUGCACAUAAAAGUGGUUUACUUGGAGAAAAUCCAUUAGGAAUUCCAACCAAUUUAAUGCCAAUUAUAACAAAAGUUUUAGUAGGUAAAUUACCACAAUUAUCAGUCUUUGGAAAUGAUUAUAAUACUCGAGAUGGAACUUGUAUUAGAGAUUAUAUUCAUGUUGUUGAUCUUGCUCAAGGUCACGUAGCUGCAUUGAAAGUAUUAUUAAAGCAACAAGGAUUAAAUAUUUAUAAUCUUGGAACAGGAAAUGGAUGUACUGUAUUAGAAGUUAUUCAUGCAAUGGAAAAGGCAUCAGGUAAGAAGAUUAAUUAUACUAUUGUUGGAAGACGUCCAGGAGAUAUUCCAGCUAUUUAUGCUGAAUGUAAAAAAGCAGAAGAAGAAUUAGGAUGGAAGGCAAAAUUAACAUUAGAAGAUAUGUGCAAAGACUCUUGGAGAUGGCAAACAAAUUAUCCAGAUGGCAUUUAA